Molecule: messenger RNA, 11496 nt
Organism: Durusdinium trenchii
Lineage: Eukaryota; Dinophyceae; Suessiales; Symbiodiniaceae
Source: the annotation of a GenBank genome assembly
AUGACCGUGGACCGGAUCCUGAGCGCCGGCUGGGCGGCGACCUACGACGGCGACGAGGCGACGCUGGAGAUGACGGCGACGGUGCAGGGCGGAAGCGAAGCUGUGGUGGAGGCUCAGCAGUACGACAUCUAUUGCUGGGCGGAAGACCGUGCCGUGGACUCCCGAGGCUACGCGCGGCCGAAUUACAUGACGCACAGCUAUGCCACGACGGGCGUGGGGAACGGAAGCGUUCCAAGUGGUGGGAAGAUCGAAGCUGUUUGGGUCACAGACAGCACGCCCCCAUCCAUGCUCUUUGUGGCUGCGGAAGGGGUGAAGACUGAGGAUACCUUGCAGGUGGUCUUGCAGCUGAACGAACCUGGGACAGUGUGGUGCCAAGUAGCUGAACCUCUCACGGCUGCCAGCUCUGUCUACUGCCGGGAAGACGACAUCUCCUCCGAUCCUUCUGCUCAGUGCUAUUGGGAGACCUUCAUGAAAGGAUCGGUUGCGCUGGGCACCAGCUUCAGUGCAGAAGUCCCUCUGCCCUUCACCUACGUCCGCGUGGAAAUGAAUCGGAUCUGGCAGAAGGGGCUGACCCAAGGUGAUCCUCUCUUGCCGGAGACGGAGUACAAGAUCUUCUGCCUUGCUGAAGAUGAUUGGCCAUCCCAAGCCCAAGCCAGUGACCUCACUUCAGUCUAUUUCAAUGCAUCUUCCUUGUCGCCGCAGCGCAGCACCUUGCCCCAAGUCGUGGCUUUCAAGGACGCGGCGGGCACCAGGAGUACCCUGGACCUGAGCCCUCCGAACCUCACCGUGACCAGCGUGGGAACCACGGAGCAGCAGAUCACGGUGCUGGCGACCCUCUCCGAGCCGGGCACGGCCUGGUGCCGGGCGGUGCGUCGUGGCUUCGCCAUCCCCACCUUGCUGGAGAUUCUGGCGGCAGAUUUCAGCGUUCCUUUGCUGGUGGCGCCCUACAACGGCACUGUGACCAUGACCAGUGAGUCGGGUGUGGGUGCGGCGUGGUCUGUGCCACUGGUGCGGGGCACCGACUAUGAGGUCUAUUGCUAUGCCGAAGAUGACUCUUGCGUCGGCUGCCAACAGCCCUCCGGCAUCGACACGGCCGCCAUCGCUGCCACCCUGACGAGCGUCCGCACGAUGGACACCACCCCUCCGCAGCUCACUGCGGUGGAUCUUCGGUCCAUCGCCCGGGACACCAUUCAAGUGACCCUUCAGGCAGACGAAGGCUCGCGAGUGUGGUGCGCCGCGUGGAGCACUUUGUCAGAGAGCGACUUGAACGCCUCCAACUAUGAAGCAAACAUCAAGAACUGGGAAGGCACUUGCAAAGACUCUUGGGGCAGAGAUUGUGGCAGCUUUUGGGUUUAUGACAUGGAUGAUUUGGAGGACACCACGCUGGACGGCAUGUCCAGCGAAGACGACUACCGGCACUAUCAGACAUGGAGACACCAUGAGGAUGUGACCAUUGUUCUCAGCGGACUUCUGGAAAGCACCGAGUACGGCUACAUCUACUGCUUCGCAGAAGACGAUGAGCCGGAUGGUGCUGGAUCGGUGCCCAACAAGAUGAGCUUCGAUGUCGGUGUGGAUGCCUCGCAAGUGUCCAAACUGCAGGAGGCCUUGGGAAACGUCACCACCUUGGACGAGACGCCGCCCAGCUUCACGGAGCUCCUCAUCCAGGACCCCACCGCGUGGAACGACCGGAUCGAGGUCACCUUCGCCCUCAACGAGCCGGGCACGGCCUACUGCCGCGCCACGCGCUCCGACUCCGGAGAGGUGGAGGAGGACAUGUACAUUGGAUGGAUCCAGACAGCCCAGUGGUCCAGCGCACACGAUGGAUCGGCUGCGCCAUCCAGCAUCGUGAUCACCGCGCUGGAGAACAGCGAUGACUCGGCUCGGUUGAACGCGCCCAUCCAGGAGGCUCACCAGUACGACGUCUACUGCUGGGCAUUGGACAGCGCAGUGGACACGGCGGGAUUUCCACGAGCCAACCUCAUGCAGCAGAGCUACGUUGUCACGGAGAGCAACUCCACAAGCAGCCCUUUGGGAGGCAAGACGAAAGGAGUUUGGGUCGUAGACACAACUCCUCCGACCAUGAUCCUCGUCCAUGCCGAGGCCAUCUCAGCAGUGGAGCUUCAGGUGAUCCUGCAGCUGGACGAGCCAGGGACUGUUUGGUGUCAGCCCAGUGAUAUGGCUGGCAUAGCCACACAAUGCCAAAGCAUGGACAUCCAGAACGAAUCCGCCAGUGCUGACUGCUAUUGGCUAAACUUUAUUCAAGGCAACAACUUCAGGGCCGAGGUCCAUGAAGCCUUUGUGGAUUACUCGAUCAAUAUGAAUCUGUUGUAUCCCAUUGGCAGCAAUGCAUCGGAAGCUCUCACCUCAGAGUCCCAGUACGAAGUCUUUUGCUAUGCCGAAGAUGACUGGAGCGACCAGGCGAAUGGUGCGCCGCUGAGCUCGGUGAACUUCGUCACGCAGAGCCUGCGGAAUGCGGUGAGCUUUGCAGAUGCCAACGUCGUGAGGACUUCGAUCGGAGUGCAACGAACCUUGGACACCUCUCCGCCCAGCUUCACCAUGCUGGCGAUCGAAGAUCCCACUGUGGCCAACGACAGGAUCGUGGUGACCUUCACUUUGAAUGAACCUGGUACAGCCUACUGUCGUCCCACUCGCUCCGACUCCGGGCAAACCGCGGCCGACAUGACGCUGCACCGGAUCCUGAGCGCCGGCUGGUUCGCGGGUCAUGAUGGUGGAACAUCCGCCAGCAGCAUCACAAUCUCGAAGUUGGAGAAUGCAGUGGAAGCAGUGCCCAUCUAUGAAGCUUCACAGUAUGACAUAUACUGCGCGGCCAAAGAUACUGCGGUGGAUUCAAAGGGCUUUGCGAUCCCGAAUUGGAUGUCCUUCAGCUACAUCGCGAAUGCGAUCGGUUCUCCGAGUACACCAUCUGGUGGCUUCACCUCGAACGUUUGGGUGGUGGAUUCCACUCCACCGGAGCUUAUUUUGGUGGACGUCUUUGCACCCAGUGAGUCUUCUCUUCAGAUUCGCUUGCAGCUGAAUGAGCCGGGCACAGUGUGGUGUGCUCCUGUCGAGGUGGAGAACUCCACGUUUUGCACGUUCGAGGACAUCUCCAACGUCUCGGGCUCUCCUUGUGACUACGAGAGCUUCAUCCAAGGUGAUGCGAUGCUACAGGCCGUCUUCUAUGCAGAGGUGUCAGAAGCUCACAAAGAUGUGGACAUCAAGAUGGACCGCAUCAUGACUCGCGACGGACAACAAAGCUACCCCUUGGAGCAUCAGCACCAGUACUGGAUCUUUUGCUUUGCGGAGGAUGACUGGCCUCUCCAGGCGGCCGCUGGAAUGAACUCCUCGAACUUUGUCGCACCAGCAGAGGCCAACAGGAUCUCCUUGAGAACUGCUCAAGACUUUGCCAACUUGACUGGCUUGAUCACUACUUUGGACCAGAGCCCUCCUAGCUUCAGCUUCUUACACAUCGAGGACCCCACCGUGGCCAACGAUCGCCUCCACGUGAUCUUCGCGCUCAACGAGCCGGGCACUGCCUACUGUCGGGCCGUGCGGUUGGACAGCGGGGAGACGCCCGCGGACAUGAGCAUCACACGGAUUUUGACGGCGCAAUGGAUGGCCAGCAAUGAUGGGAUGAGCAACUCCAGCAUCGAAAUCACGCAGUUGGAGAAUGUAGAUCCCAGGUUGACGGGCCGAGACGACCAGGUGGUACCGAUCGUCGAGGCCACGCAGUACGAUGUGUAUUGCUGGGCACAGGAUACAGCUGUGGACAGCUAUGGAUAUCCAAAGUCCAACUACAUGGACAUCGAGUAUGUCAGAACCGAUGUGCAGUCUUCCACCGAGCCGCAGGGUGGUCGAAGCCCAGGAGUUUGGGUGGUGGAUACCACGCCUCCCAGCAUGACCCUGGUGCGGGCAGAAGGCAUCUCCGGGGACACGCUGCAAGUGACCUUGCAACUGGAUGAGCCUGGAACCGUCUGGUGUGCAGCGGUCCAAAUGGGCUCCGACCUCAUCUAUUGCCUCCCUGGCACUGUAGCCUCUGGUGGCAGCUUCUCAGCCUCGGCCGGCCUUUGCGAGUACGAGACCCUGAUCAAGGGUGACACCAACGCCAGCUUCUCAACGGAGGUGCCUCAGGCCUUUUCCUCGGUGCAAGUGGAGGUGAGCCGGAUCCUUCGCAAGGAUCUCUCUGCUGCCGAUGCCUUGACCUCCGAAACGGCCUACCACGUCUAUUGCUUCGCAGAGGACGACUGGCCCUCCGACGCCCAAGGGGCGGCCAGGCGAUCGCAGUCAUACGUGAGCCACCCCGCGGAGCCAAACAAAGUGACGUUGGAGGAUGUGCUCAACUUCAGCAGUACAUUCUCUUCGCCCACCACUUUGGACGUGUCGCCACCCAGCUUCACGCUUCUGCAAGUACAGGACCCAACAGCUCUGAACACUCAGAUUGAGGUGGUUUUCGCCUUGAACGAGGCUGGUACGGCAUACUGUCGACCACUGCGGAGUGAUAGUGCAGAGGCUGCCAAAGCCAUGGACCUCAAUGUCAUUAUCAGCGCUGGCUGGUCUGCCAGACAUGAUCCUCUCACCAGUGAGAACAGCAGCAUCAUCAUGACGGGCACACGGCCUCUGAAGGAGCUGGAUGAGGCCAAGCAGUAUGACGUCUAUUGCUGGGCUCAGGAUGAGGCGAAGACCAACUUCGGGUAUCCCCGCCCGCAGUACAUGACGCAGGCCUAUGUCGGCUCGGACGUGGGAGUCGUGAACGCUCCGAGCGGAGGGAAGACCAGCAAGGUCUGGGUUGUGGACUCCACUGCUCCACGGAUGCUCUUCGCAGCGUGGGAUGCGAUUCGAGAUGAGGAGACCCUCCAAGUGACGCUGCAGCUGGAUGAGCCUGGCACGGUCUGGUGCCAAGCUGCUUUGAACGUCUCCACCAGCGGCUUCUGCGCCGAGACGGAGCUUCAAGAUAGUGAUCCUCAAGCGGAUUGCUACUAUGAAAGCUACAUCAAAGGGAACUCCACCGCAGUCUUCCGCAAGGAGGUGCCGGAAGCUUUCCGGGACGUGGAGGUGGAGGUGAACCGAUUGCCCUCACGAGACGGAUCCUUUGCUCCAGUACCGUUGGAGCCCAAGACAGGCUACAAGAUCGUUUGCUUUGCUGAAGACGAUUGGGUCGAGGAGGCUCAGAGCGGUUCGAUCAACUUCGUGGCUCCGCUGGUGGCCAACAAGGUGAGUUUGGGCACAGUUCUUCUCUUCACCGAAAGCAUCGGCAUGGCAACAACGCUGGAUCUGACAGCACCAAACCUCACGAUCCAUAGCACCGCCACCACCGAGGAUGUCAUCAUGGUCUCCGUCUCCUUGGAUGAAGCGGGCACCGUGUGGUGUCGAGCCUUGCGGAAGAACUCUCGAAGUGCAUACGAGGCACCGGAAAUCGUGGCCACCGGCUUUCUGGUCGAAGUGCAAUCCGGCUCAGUGGACCAGGUGAACAUCACUGCUGAGAAUGUGAAGGGGGAUGCUCUGGCAAGAGGUACCGACUAUGAGGUCUAUUGCUUUGCAAGAGAUGUCCUUUGCCUCGGUUGCGAUGCUCCCUCUGGAUCCAGCACACAGGCCAUCCAGGCUUCACGGACCUUCGUGCGCACGGCCGACGCCACUCCACCACGGAUCUAUGUCAUGUACGCCGAGUCCAUCAGCCACGACACCAUCCAGUUGACCCUCCAAAUGGACGAGGGCUCCAAGUUGUGGUGUGGGGCUUGGGAAGCGGAGCCGACAGGCAUGUCCACAGACUUCGAGUCGCUCAUCAAAGAGGCGAACUGCAGCGAGAGCCGUGCAGCGAGGCCCUGUGGCAGCUUUUGGAUCUACGACUUGGACGAUGUCGAGGACACCGCUUUGGAUGGUGUAUCCAGCCUCUCAGACUAUGCGGACGCCUAUCGGAUUGGCCAUGAUGUUCAACUCUCCAUCACGGGGCUCAAGGAAAAGACUGACUAUGCUUACAUCUACUGCUUCGCGGAGGAUGAUGAAACAGAUGGCCUGGGUUCCUCGCCCAACAAGAUGUCCUUCGACGCGACGUCGGCAGCGACGACCGACGCCCGGAGCCUGGUCGCCAGCGUGUCCACGGCCAUCGGCGCCGUGCAGACGCUGGACGAGACGCCGCCCAGCUUCACGGAGCUCUCCGUGGUGGAUCCCACUGCAUCCGAAGGAGUCAUCGUGGUGAGUUUUGCAUUGAAUGAGCCGGGGACGGCGUAUUGUCGUGCCACGAGGUCGGACUCCGGAGAGACCGGCAGCGAGAUGCAUCCGAACCGGAUCAUCGCCGCCGGCUGGUCCGCGGCACAGGGAGGCCCUGGAUUCCCGACGGCUAACAUCAGCCUGACGCAGCUCCGCAGCGAUGUGCCCUACGACGUGCAGCCGGUGGAGAUCUACUCAUCCACGCAGUAUGACGUUUAUUGUUGGGCAAAGGAUGACGCCACCACCACUGCUGGCUUUGAUCGCCGGAACUACAUGUCACAGAGCUACGUCAGCACCGCAGUAGGAGAUCCCAUGCUACCCCUGGGAGGAGCAACACUUGGUGUGUGGGUUGAUGACAGCACACCACCUACAAUGCGCUUCAUAUCGGCUGAAGCCAUCUCGCGCGAUACCAUCCAAGUGACGCUGCAACUGGAUGAGCCUGGCACCAUCUGGUGUGCGGCGGCUGAGCUGGAUUCGAGCUCCGAGUUGCAGAACUGCCGAGAGAGCGAGGUGCAGGACACCGAGCCCAACGAUGCGAUCACGCCGUGCUACUAUGAGACCUUCAUCAAGGGCAGCUCCAGUGAAAACGUGGUCUUCAGCCAUGAAGUACACGACGCUUUCAGAGAUGUUGACAUUGAAGUGAACAGGAUCUGGCAGCGCGACCGAAAUGGCAGCAGCACGCUGCUGCCUGAAACAUCAUACCGAAUCUUCUGCUUUGCAGAGGAUAACUGGGUGUUGAAGACCACCGCCUCAGUGGUGAGUCCCAACUUCGUGGCGCCGAGUUUACCCAACAAGUCGCCUUUUUCACAGGUCCAGGAGCUGACAGCAGCAAUUGGCACCCGGACGACGCUGGACGAAGAUCCUCCAAGCUUCACCUCACUGACCAUCCCGAACCCAACGGCCUCCAACGAUCGUAUCCUGGUGAUCUUUGCACUCAACGAGCCGGGCACUGCCUACUGCCGCGCCCGCCGGGUGGACGUGGAGCCGGGAGAAAGCAUGCACAUCCCGGACAUUCUGGCGGCCGGAUGGUGGGCUUCGUAUGAUUCCGGCUUGCAGAACAUCACCAUGACACAGAUUUCCAGGCCCGACCCUUCCAUUGGUGCUUUGGAGGACGAGACGGCUCCCUUCGAUGAACAGCAACAAUAUGAUGUCUUUUGCUGGGCCCAUGAUGACGCCGUCAAUGGAAGGGGCUUGCCGCGCAGAAACGGGCAGACGGAGGACUAUGUCAACCAUGCUGUCGGUCAGACGAAGACUUCGAACAGCUCUUUGCCGGGCGGAAAGACUUCAGGUGUAUGGGUGGUUGACAUCACUCCGCCCAGCCUCUUGCUCGUGCAAGCCGAAGCCUUGAGUCCUGGAACCCUCCAGGUGCGCCUGCAGCUGGACGAGCCUGGCACCGUCUGGUGUGCCGCGACAGAGGUGCUGUCAGGCACUGUGAACUGCCAAGACAGCGAGCUACAAGAGAACAAUCCAUUGGCAGCCUGCUACUUCCAGGACUACAUCAAAGGCAAUCUGAGUUCCAGCUUCCAAGUGGAGGUGCACGAGGCUUUUCAGGAUGUUGACGUCGAGGUCAACAGGAUCUUGCAGAAAGAUAUGGCUGGCGAUGCCCCGUUAGAGUUGCAGACGACUUACCAAGUCUUUUGCUAUGCAGAAGAUGAUUGGAAGAUCCAGGCGGACAGUGCAAGCAACUCUGCGGACUAUGUGUCUCCAGCAGGUCCACAGGGUAGCAGCCUGCAAUCCGUCCAGUCUUUCGCGCAAAGCAUGGGACAGUUGUCCACAUUGGACGAGGCGCCUCCCAGCUUCACCGUCCUUGAGAUUCAGGACCCCACCGCAGCCGAAGGCAUCCUGGUGAUUUCCUUCGCGCUCAACGAGGUUGGGACCGCAUAUUGCAGGGUCACGCGAAGUGAUUCUGGUGAGACGGCGGCUGACAUGCAGAUCAACAGGGUUUUGACGGCCAACUGGAACGCAGUCUACGACGGAAGCAGCAACGCGACGAUUACCAUGAACAACUUGGAGAACGUCAAUCCGCUUCUCACGAAUCGAGAAGACGAGGUAGCACCCCUGGUUCCAGGGCAGCAGUACGAUGUGUAUUGUUGGGGAAAGGACUCAGCGAACACGACCUUCGGGUACUCACGACCGAACUAUAUGACCUCGGCCUAUGUGAGCACGGCCGUGACGUCGCCCACAGCGCCACUGGGGGGAUACACCAAAGGCGUUUGGAUUGCUGAUACGACGCCGCCCAGCAUGCUCUUGACCUCCUUGGAUGCGCUCUCUGAUACGCAAAUCCUGGUGACCUUACAGCUCGACGAGCCGGGCACCGUCUGGUGUGCUGCAACGGUACCUGACAGUGGCUCCUCCUCCUAUUGCCGCCCCAGCGACCUACAGGACACCGACAACACGGCGCAGUGUUACUACGAGGAUUACAUCAAAGGUUCGGUGGCGCAGGGAACCCGCUUUGAGACACAAGUGCCACAGGCUUAUGUGGAUGUUUAUGUGGAGGUGAACCGCAUCGCGCUGGCGACCGGCACCGGGUCGCCACUCCCUGCGGAGACGCAGUUCGUGAUGCUGUGUUUUGCCCAAGACAAUUGGGACCUCCGUACCCAAGCGGCCUACGCGAAUGGUGAUGGCUCACCGAACUUUGUAGCUCCUCUGCCAAACAAGGUCACCCUGGCGGAGGUGAACAGUUUCAUCGCAGCCACCGUGGCCUCGGGACAAUCGGCCCUGACGUUGGACCUGACUGCGCCAACGGCGACCGCGCGGUCCCUCUACGCGCCAACCAGCUCCGAAUCGAGCUUGGAAGUGCUCUUCUCCGUGGACGAGGCUUCUACGCUCUACUGUUUGGCGGUGUUCAGUGGCGAAGCUACACCACACGUGAGCACCGUGGCCAUCGAAGGGCAAUCGCAAAACUGCUCUGCAGCCUCCUUCGAUGCUGGAGCUUGUUCCGGUCUGAUCUUGACACUUCCUGACUUGCUUCGUGGCCAGUCCUACGACGUACAUUGUCACUUGGAGGAUGACAAUAUCUAUCCUUUGGUACCGAACCGGAACGUCCUGCCGCUCCUCACGGCGCAAGUGAACGACCUGACGCCGCCGCAGCUCUCGGUGGUGCGCGCCAGCGCCGCGGAGCCGAAUCAGAUCACCGUGACACUUCAAAUGGAUGAACCAGGCACUGUUUGGUGCUUUUCUCCAACAGCCAUUGGCCAACUGGUGAGUUCCAGCUGGGUAUUUACUCAUGGUGCGGCCUCUAAGACGCUGGUGGGUGACAUGGACGUCAACAAGAACUUUGAGGUGUCAGUUGCAGUGCGUGGUACAUUGGAACUGCCACUGGAUUCAGAGACGGCCUACGAAACCUACUGCGGCGCCGAGGACCGCGCGACGAAUCCCGACUGCACCGGCUGCACGGUGCCGAACGUCAAUACGCUCACUGAAAUGGGAGCAGUGAGGGAUUCCAUCGGUCAGAUCAUCACUCGUGACGUCGACGCACCAAUCUUCGAUGUCUUGGGAGUUCGAGGCGUCAGCGAUAGUAUGCUGACGGUCACCCUGCAACUCAACGAGCCGGGGACGGCCUACUGUCGAGCCACACGCACCGAUUCCGGUUCCACACAUUUGGAUGUGUCGCUCAUUGUUCAAGCGGGCUACUUGACAGAGAACGACGGCUCGUCCACCUCAUCCAUCGACAUCAACAAGCUUCGCAAUCAUGUGGAUGAGCCACUCUUGACGGAGGGCACGGCCUACGAUGUCUACUGCUGGGCCAAGGACAGUGCACAAGUGCACGCCUGUCGUCCCAGCGGAUCCUCUGUGGCUUGCAGCUUCGAGGAUGCUCCGAACUACAUGGUCCAGAGCUACGUGGAGACCCGCUUCGCGGAGCUGGUGCAUGCACCAGAUCUCGCUAGCGUGGCCAAUGGUGGCCUGGUGGACAUGGUUCGGACCUGGGACAUCACGCCACCAGUCUUGGCGGUCAUUGAGGUGGAGAGUCGCAGCGAGGACUCCAUCACUGUGACCUUGCAGCUGGACGAGCCGGGCACUGCGUAUUGUGCUGCAUAUCAGGUGGACCCUGGAGCCAACGUCACCUUCGCCGAUGUCUUCGCUGCGACGGGCGGACCCUUUAGCUUCGACAUCCCCUCGGACUCGGCGCUGCGGAGCUUCUCGGCGUCGGCCUUCCGGAACUUUCAGAUCACGGUCACCGGCCUGGCGCGCGAGGUGCUGUACUACGUCUACUGCGCAGCGGAGGACGAUGAGUUCGAAGACGGCUGCUUCCAGCGGAACAGCACCGAAAGUCCCACCUGCGGCAACAACGAGGGCAGCCCGGUGCUCACUGAAGCCACUGGCAGGUACACCUUGGAUUUGACCCCACCAAGCAUCACCGUGGUGGAUGCGGUGUCCUAUACCCAGGAUUCUGUGACCGUGACUGUGUCCAUGGACGAGGCCGGAACCGUGUGGUGUACGGCGGUCCUGGACUUGCAACCACCGCCAAGCAUCAGCCAAAUCGUAGCCUUGGGCUUCAAGUCCCCAGCACUUGCCGGAUCCACCGAUGUGGUCAUUCAGGGGCUCAACAGGGACACGGAGUAUGACGUCUAUUGCUUCGCACAAGACGAUGGUACCAUGUCUGCUCAGAACAGCAGCUUGGAAGUCCGAUUGUCGAAGAAGAACGCCAUUGGGUACACAGAGAUGGUGGCCACCAAAAUGGAUGCGCACGUGAUCUACGAUUCAACUGCACCACUUCUGGUGAGCACCACUCCAGUUCACAAUGCAGCUGGCGUGGCCGAGCUGGUGAACAUCUCCCUGACCUUCGAUGAAGACAUCCAGGCCGGAAAUGGCACUGUGCAGAUCCUGGGCACUGGAACUGUCCCCCCGGGAAGGACUCAACCUGCAAGGUCUCCAUCGAUGUCUCCGAGCUGGUCAUCUGGAACAACGUGGCCAGCAUCCCUGGCUCGGUGCACGGCGGCCUCAGCAGCGGAUCCUGGCGGAUCUCGGUGCCGUCGGGCGCUCUGCAAGACCUCGCAGGCAAUUCCUUCGCAGGCAUUCCAGACGGAUCAUAUAGCUUGCAGGUGUGAGAUCACAAACUUGUAGGUGACGAUGACGAAGAACGAUACACAGACGAGGAGACCGACUUAUAUCGAUUAUAACCGGAUGACGAGGGGGACCACUUUGUCACAAGGAGGCCGUGGAGGACACGAAGAUCGCAGAACAGCUGAGCUCGCGGAGGGCCCGUGUGGCCAAUUGCUUCAUGUUGUCUCUCUCGGCGUGUCGCUCGAAAAGAGGCGGACGCCUUAAGGAUCGGCAAAGAGGCGCGAGACAAAA